Messenger RNA from Lactuca virosa, 1876 nucleotides. The record is from the annotation of a GenBank genome assembly. Lineage: Eukaryota; Viridiplantae; Streptophyta; Magnoliopsida; Asterales; Asteraceae.
UUUUGUAGAACACUCAGAACACAUGAUCAUUCAAAACCAAUUUCUGUUCCACAUGUGAGCUUUGCAAUCGACGACGUGAUCAACCUCGCUUAACCUCGCCAGAAACCUGUGUCUCACCUCACCUCGCCGGUGACCUCGAUCUCACCUUUCCUCGCAUGUGACUACGAUUCCCUAAUGAUUUGGUGUUGUAGUCGGUAGUAGCAAGGGGAAAAAGCGAAAUCCCAAAUUUUUUGAAAACCCUGUCUCGUUCUCUUUUGCCUUUGUUCUCCAUAUUUUGUCUGAACAUUUCCAUAUCACCCAGUUGAAACACGAUUUAGGUUUCAAAUUCAAGCAAAAGGAUGGGAGAAUUAACGGUUUUCUCCACCAAGUAGUCCUCUCGAAGAUUCUAUGUUAAUAUCGGCAUAUCUGUUCACACGCCAUGACUUGCCUCUCUUCUUCUCUACAUAUCUAAAUAACGACAUCUACAGGGAAUAUUCCAGAUGUAAUGUAGCUUAACUGUUAUGCAAAGGUUUGUGUUCUUUUGUUCUUUCUCCUAAUUCCCAACUUCAAUUGACUUCUUAUUAUGAACAUAAAGGUUAGAUGUCUACUUCAAUUUUAUUAAAGGCUACAUAUAUCUUUAUUAUGUGUAUUUUAAGAUACCCUUUUCCUAUAACAAAUUAUAUCUCCUGUAUUGGAUAUGAUACCUAUGUCUUUGGGUAUUAAGCCGGCUGCCCUGGCUUCUAGCAAAGAACUCAUAGAUCUGGAAAAGAGGUUGAGUGAAAAUUUAAGUACUUACAGGGAUACUUUAUUUGAGGAAUGCCUCAGAUUCCUGAAGGAGGUGGAGUUUGGUUUUCGUGAAUCUUCCAAUCGGUUGCAUAGCCCUGGUAACAUUUGGACUAUUUAUGUAGAGACAGCUUCUGUGUUCUUUAAGGUUCUUCAAUCGCAUACAGGCUUGCUUACUUCUAACCAACUUAUUAAAGAAAUGGAAAGAUUAUAUCUGAAGUCUCCAAACAACAGUCUCAUUAUAGACCUCCUGUACCAAAAAUCAAGAUCUCCAAUUCGCCUUAGAAAACGAAAUUCAGCUGACACACAAACAAUUGUAGUUGAUGGUGGUUCUUCCAAUGAGGGCAAAUUAAGCCUCCAAAUAUCUGUGCCUGAAGGUUAUCAUUUCUCAAAGGUUUUACCUUCUUUGAGAGAGAAACAUGGUGAAUUCAUGCUCAGAGAGCUUGUGGUUGGCUUGCAGGAACAGGUUUUUGUUAGAAAAGUGAUUGAGUUGCAUGACAAGUACAUGACUUAUGUAAAUGACUGUUUUAUGAACCACACCCUAUUUCAUAAGGCGCUUAAAGAAGCAUUUGAAGUAUUCUGCAACAAGGGCGUUUCCGGAAGUUCAAGUGCAGAAUUAUUGGCCACAUUUUGUGAUAAUAUUCUUAAAAAAGGUGGAAGUGAGAAAUUAAGCGAUGAAGCCAUUGAAGACACACUUGAGAAGGCAUUUAAGCUGCUUGCUUACAUCAUCGAUAAAGAUCUGUUUGCUGAAUUCUAUAGGAAAAAACUUGCUCGGAGGUUGCUAUUUGACAAAAGUGCCAAUGGUGGCCAGUUUUACUUCAAAGAUGGAGGGAGUGUCUUUAACAGUCUCAACCAAGUAACCCAUGCAUCAAAUUUCAUAAUUGGAUUAAGAACGACUUCUUCUCAUAUUGGUGAUGCUGGACCAGAUGGCGCCACUGGUGGACGACAGCUGGCGGGUGAAAUUCGAGAGGGUGGGAGAAAACAGGUUCUCUCGGCUGCAAGGAGUAUGGAUGCUGCAGGAGAUUGUGAUGAAGCUGCUAACAGCUCUAUGUUUCCCUUACGUGUUGGUACGAGAGAUUUUACCCAUGGAUUGACCAAGUUGCCCCUACAUUAG